GCAGAAGCCACGGCUAAAGAAGUCAGUUACCACAAUGAAACUCGCCGUAAUCCUCCUCUGCCUAUUUGGGGCCGUUCUUUCGGCCGAGGUCUACACCUCAAAGUACGACAACAUAGACGUGGAUAAGAUUCUAUCAAAUGACAGGAUCCUAACACAGUACAUCAAGUGCCUCAUGGAGGAGGGCAACUGCACGAACGAAGGAAGAGAGCUCAAAAAAACGUUGCCAGACGCUCUCGCUACCGGAUGCACCAAGUGCAGUGACAACCAGAAGACCCAGACGGAAAAGGUCAUCAGGCACCUGAGCAAGAACAGACCCCGCGACUGGGCGCGGCUCAAGAGCAAGUACGACCCGAAGGGCGAGUACAGCAAGAAGUAUGAAACGAAGUUCCAGUAGAAGAAAAUAUCUAAUUGAACUAUUUAAUAAUUUAAUUUAUAAAAAACCUAAAAUUUAAUGUAAGAUGGUAAAAUGUAAUACCUUUAGUGAUAUUAAAAACAUUUCCUAAAUAAA
This is a messenger RNA of Cimex lectularius (bed bug), 508 nucleotides long. Its product is annotated as ejaculatory bulb-specific protein 3-like. The record is from RefSeq and is a predicted model, not a curated record. The coding region runs from base 35 to 394 and encodes 119 amino acids. The transcript is spliced from 2 exons. Lineage: Eukaryota; Metazoa; Arthropoda; Insecta; Hemiptera; Cimicidae.